AUGUCCAAGCGGAGACUGAGGCAGACGCGGAGUUUGGACCCAGCUUUGAUGCGACAUUUCGGGAAUAAUGAGGAUGAGGAGAAACCACUAGAGCCCUACACGAUCCAGGAUGACUUCACCUGGAGCAGCGUGUCGGGACGCAGCGUUGGCCUGAAGCCCGUCCCGCUGCAGAGCCUCUCGGAGCUGGAGAGGAACCGUCUGCAGGAUGUGGCCUUCAGGAGGCUGCUGCAGGACUGUGACCUGGGCUGCCACAUCUCCAUCCCCAAAUCUGAAGAGCGCCUGUCCAUCUGUCUGCGGUUUCUUGCCACUGGGGACUCCUACAGGACCAUUGCGGGGAGCUUCAGAGCGGGCAUAUCCACCGUCUCCAUGCUCAUCCCAGAUGUGGUGGCAGCCAUCUGGGACUGCCUCGUGGAGGAGUUCAUGGCUGUGCCUGGAGCAGAGGAGUGGAGAUCCAGCGAUGGAGGCAUCGUGUCCAACUCUGCCUUUGACGACCAGAAGCACAAGAAGUCCCUGAGGCAGAAGCUGGACUCAUUAUCCAAAGAGAAAAACAAAGAUAAAGAGACGCCACCUCAAGCCUUCGGCAUCCCACUGUCCCAGGUCAUAGCCAACGACCGUAUGCACAAGCAGCGGCCCGACCUCCUGAGGCCUGAGCACAGCGACCCCAGCGAGUUGAUGCUCUCCUUCCUCCACCUCACGUCCAGCUUCAAAAGGACAAACAAAGAUUUUUCCAGCAGCAACUCGUCUCUGAGCUCCACGUGCGAGACCCCAAAUGAGUCUCCUCUGCAGGGCACGCCUGACCCGGCUCCCAGGACACGCAGGAGGGGUGGCGUGUCUGUUGAUUGCAUCACCGACCUUGACGAUAGCCAGUCCCGUCUUCUGGAGGCCCUACAGCUGUCUCUGCCCGUGGAGAGGAAGAAACGGCAGGACAAAAAGCUCAGCCUCAACCCCAUUUACAGACAGGUGCCCCGAGUCGUUGAUCUCUGCUGCCAACACUUGGAAAAAGAAGGCCUCCAGACUGUGGGUGUAUUCCGUGUGGGAAGUUCAAAGAAAAGAGUAAGGCAGCUUCGUGAGGACUUUGAUCAAGGAUGGGAGGUCAAUUUAGAUGAGGAGCACAGUGUCCAUGAUGUUGCUGCGCUGCUAAAAGAAUUUCUCAGGGACUUGCCAGACCCGCUUUUGACAAGAGAGCUCUACACGGCCUUUAUCCAUACAAUGAUGCUGGAUUUGUCAGACCAAGACAGAAUCAUUCAGCUCUUGCUCUUUCUUCUCCCACCUUGCAACAGUGACACAUUGCAGCGGCUGCUUUGUUUGUUGUCAACUGUGACUAAACAUUCAAAAGACGCCGUGGACAAAGAAGGCCACGAGGUGACAGGAAACAAGAUGACGUCGCUGAAUUUAGCCACCAUCUUUGGACCAAACCUGUUACAUAAACUCAAGUGCUCGGACAAGGAGUUUGUGGUGGAGAGUUUGGCGCGUGUGGAGGAGAGCACGGCCAUCAUCAGCCUGGUGCAGAGGAUGAUUGAUACUUAUGACACACUGUUUAUGGUCACAGCCGACCUGCAGAAUGAAGUGCUGAAAAGUUUGCUUGAAACUGAUCGUGAUGUUGUCGAUUACCUUCUGAGGAGGAAAGCCUCCCACAUUUCAAAUGCGGAUCUCAUUAGAGCAGAAGAACACUUGCGUCUGACAAGCAGGUGCUUAUCCAGUGACUCUAUCAAAGCGUCGAGUGGAGAAGUGUCUCCUUAUGACAACAACUCUCCGAUUUUCUCCAGUCACCUGAUGUGUGACUAUCCUACUGACAGCAGCUCACUGUCAUCCAAGCCCACACUCCAUUCUUCAAGCAACAGUUCUCCCACUCUUUCAAACCACAAGCUAGUCACUCAAGACCCUUUCUGGGAUGACUGGCAUGACUUGUUCCACCUGGACUUCAGAGGUCAUUGCGUCGCUGGCUCUGCUGGAGACACGUCGGAAUGUGAGUCGUAUGGAUCAUCCGAGGGGCUGAGCAGUCACCAAGAGCUGUGA
Molecule: messenger RNA, 2016 nt
Organism: Knipowitschia caucasica
Lineage: Eukaryota; Metazoa; Chordata; Actinopteri; Gobiiformes; Gobiidae
Source: the annotation of a GenBank genome assembly